AUGCCGCGGAUUCUUGGCGACUUGCAGCCCGCCCCUACUGCCGAGAACCAGCGCCUCGUUCCCGGGAAGUGCGCUGCUUUCCUCCCAGCGACCGACAGCAGGCUGGAGCCGCUGAGCCAGCGCGGUGCGGAGCUCUGCCAGCUCGUGACGAGGUCCUUCGGUGGCUUGGAGGCCCUGGGAUCGCCCUUGCAAGGCAGAUGCGUUACGAAGGUUCGCGGCGACCACGCCGCCGUGCUUGCGAACGGGCCAGCGGGCGCUCGGGCGGAAGACGCCCGCGCCUUGUGCGCCGCCUUGCUGGACAUGGCCCGCUGCUGCCCCGACCCACGGGCGCGCCAUGCUGCGUGCACGCUGCUGGCGAAGAGCGUUGCGAGAAGGCUGGGUUACGAUGUGCGAUUGUGCCCACCCAGGGCGCCACUAUCAGCCUCGCAGCGAGCUUCGGGCGCAGUGCAAACGGUCAUGGGGGCUCUCGCUGGACGGCAGCUCGGACUUGACUGCGCGCACACCUUCCUCGGGGGCUUCGGGAUGAGGCCCAUGGAUCUGGUGCGCGCGCAGGCGGCAUUCUGGGCGUGCCACGUCUCAUGCAAGGCGGACGUUCUGACGGUCUCGGCAGGCUUGGGGCGCCCUCUCGCUACCCGCCCGGAUGCGCCGGCAGCGGGCCGCGCGCGGGGCGACCUCGAAUCCGCCGGCAUCUGCAUGCGUUUGGGCCGCGUCGCCUUCACGGACGAGGCGCGGCUCGAAUAUGAGGCGGGCCCGCGGGCCGCCGAUUUCCCCGCCGGAGCUGCCUUCGAUUUCUACGCUUCUGUGUCACUGCUGGCCGCCAGCCAGGGCCCAGAGGCCGAGGGGCGCGCCCGCGGCGGCCGGUGGCGGGCCGGGCUCGGGCGCCUUCUGGAACGGUUUCACGCGGGAGGCGUGGCAGUGCUGAGCGAUUCUGCGUUCGACGUCACGUUCUGGCACCGUCUGCUCGAUUUGCUGGGCGCCCCGACAACGCGCGCCUCCGAGCCCUCCCGGCGCGCGGCCUCUGGCGAGGAGGGCCAGCGAGGCGCGCGCGGGCGCCCCCUGAACGUCGCCGGCUACCACGCGUUGCGUUGCCCAGUCGGGCCGCAUCGCAGCCGGCUUCGCAAUGAGGUCGCGCAGGCCCUCGCCGAGUGGAUCUCUUCCCGCGGCGGGCAUGUCGACGUCGAGCGCUGCGUGCCCGAGUUGCGCCGCAGGCGCGACGGCGGCGUCAUAGAGGAGGCGCGGCUGGACCUGGUCGUCAGCUGGCCGGGCGCCCCGGAACGGGCGCGGGUCGACGCCGCGGUCCGCUCGGCCGCGGAGUCGGGGCCAGCGGGGCGAUUAGCCGGCCACGCAGCGGCGGGCGCGAAGCGCCCGAAACGCGACCGUCACGGCGCCGCGGUCUGGCCUUUCGCCGCGGAGGCCGAGGAGCCCCUGGGCGCGGCGGCGCAGCAGUUCAUCGCGGCGACCGCGGCUGCGGUCCGCCGCGUGGCGACGCUGCCCAGCGAGCCAGGUGGGCAGCAGGGUGCCGACUGUGCACGGCAGAUCGCCUCGCGGGUGUCUGGCACGCUCGCGGCGCGCCUCGCCGACCUGCUCCUGGCGGCGGUGCCGG
Molecule: messenger RNA, 1603 nt
Organism: Prorocentrum cordatum
Lineage: Eukaryota; Dinophyceae; Prorocentrales; Prorocentraceae
Source: the annotation of a GenBank genome assembly